CGCGGCCCUGCGUCAGAGCGAGACUUGGAGGCUCCGGACUCGGCGGCAGAGUCGCUGCGCGGGAUCCAAGCGGCCCGGAGCGAGCUCCGGCGGUGCACACCUCCAACCCGGGUCUGCCACGCGCGCACACCCCCAUGACAGCUUUCCGCGGCUCGCGGCGCUGAGCGGGCCCAGCGCGUGUCCGCAGGGGAGAGGUCCUACUCCCGGCGCCCGCCGCCGACUCCCGCUCCUCCUCCCGCUGCUCGCCGCCGCCGCCGCCGCCGCCGUCGCCGCGUGGAUGCCAAGUACCAGCUUCCCUGUCCCUUCCAAGUUUCCACUCGGCCCUCCGGCAGCAGUCUGCGGGAGCGGAGAAACUUUGGGGCCCGCGUUGCCCGCCGUCAGCACCAUGAAAGCGGCGGAGGAAGAACACUACAGUUAUGCGCCCUCCGGGGUCAGCUCUGCUCUGCCACUCCCCGCGGCACACGCCUCCUUGGCAGCCCCGUGCCACGACCUCCAGACAUCCACUCCUGGCAUUUCAGCCGUUCCUUCAGCUGGGCACCCCUCGGGGUAUGGAGGGGCCGUGGACAGCGGGCCCGCAGGGUACUUUCUGUCUUCUAGCAACACCCGGCCCAAUGGGGCCCCGACUCUGGAGAGCCCUCGCAUCGAGAUCACCUCAUACCUCGGCCUGCACCAUGGCAGCAGCCAGUUUUUCCAUGACGUGGAGGUGGAGGACGUGCUUCCCAGCUGCAAGCGGUCGCCAUCCACGGCCACCCUGAACCUGCCCAGCCUGGAGGCCUACAGAGACCCCUCGUGCCUGAGCCCAGCCAGCAGCCUGUCCUCCCGGAGCUGCAACUCCGAGGCCUCGUCUUUCGAGUCCAACUACUCGUACCCGUACGCGUCACCGCAGACGUCCCCCUGGCAGUCGCCCUGUGUGUCCCCCAAGACGACGGAUCCUGAGGAAGGCUUUCCCCGGGGCCUGGGCGCCUGCCACCUGCUGGGCUCCCCCCGGCACUCCCCGUCCACCUCGCCACGGACCAGUGUCACCGAAGAGAGCUGGCUGGGCGCCCGCGGCUCCCGGCCCACGUCGCCCUGCAACAAGCGCAAGUACAGCCUCAACGGCCGGCAGCCCUCCUGCUCCCCGCACCACUCGCCCACGCCAUCCCCGCAUGGCUCCCCGCGGGUCAGCGUGACCGAGGACACCUGGCUCGGCAACUCCACCCAGUACACCAGCUCGGCCAUCGUGGCGGCCAUCAACGCCCUGACCACCGACAGCAGCCUGGACUUGGGUGAGGGAGUCCCCAUCAAGUCCCGCAAGACCACCCUGGAGCAUCUGCCCUCGGUGGCACUCAAGGUGGAGCCCGCUGGGGAGGAGCUGGGGGCCACCCCGCCCACCUCCGACCUGCCGCCCGAGGAGUUCACCUUCCAGCCCCUGCGGAAGGGCCCCUUCUGUGAGCAGUACCUGUCGGUGCCACAGCCCCCCUACCAGUGGGCCAAGCCCAAGUCGCUGACCCCUGCAACCUAUGUGAGCCCGUCUCUGCCCGCCCUCGACUGGCAGCUGCCAUCCCACUCGGGCCCGUAUGAGCUGCGGAUCGAGGUGCAGCCCAAAUCCCACCACAGAGCUCACUAUGAGACGGAAGGCAGCCGGGGGGCCGUGAAGGCAUCGGCCGGAGGACACCCCAUUGUGCAGCUGCACGGAUACGUGGAGAGCGAGCCGCUCACGCUGCAGUUGUUCAUCGGGACGGCCGACGACCGCCUGCUGCGGCCCCACGCCUUCUACCAGGUCCACCGGAUCACAGGGAAAACCGUGUCCACCACCAGCCACGAGGCCGUCCUGUCCAACACCAAGGUCCUGGAGGUCCCGCUGUUGCCGGAAAACAACAUGAGAGCCAUCAUUGAUUGUGCUGGGAUCCUGAAGCUCAGAAACUCUGACAUCGAGCUGCGGAAAGGAGAGACCGACAUAGGCAGGAAGAACACCCGGGUGCGGCUGGUCUUCCGAGUCCACAUCCCACAGCCCAGCGGCAGGACGCUGUCCCUCCAGGUCGCCUCAAACCCCAUCGAAUGCUCCCAGCGCUCGGCCCAGGAGCUGCCCCUUGUGGAGAAGCAGAGCAUGGACAGCCACCCUGUUGGUGGUGGGAAGAAGAUGAUUUUGUCGGGCCACAACUUCCUGCAGGACUCCAAGGUCAUCUUCGUGGAGAAGGCUCCAGAUGGCCAUCACGUCUGGGAGAUGGAAGCCAAGACUGACAGAGACCUGUGCAGACCAAACUCCCUGGUGGUCGAGAUUCCACCUUUCCGCAACCAGAGAAUAACCAGCCCUGUCCAAGUCAGCUUCUACGUCUGCAACGGGAAGAGAAAGAGGAGCCAGUACCAGCACUUCACCUACCUUCCUGCCAACGUUCCAGUUAUAAAAACAGAACCCACGGACGACUACGAGCCUGCCCUGACCUGUGGACCAGUGAGCCAGGGACUGAGUCCACUCCCAAGGCCGUGCUACAGCCAGCAGCUCACCAUGCCACCUGACCCCAGCUCCUGCCUCGUGGCGGGCUUCGCCCCCUGUCCCCAAAGGAGCAGCAUGCUGCCCACGCCUCCCAGUGCAAGCCCAAAGCUCCAUGACCUUUCUUCCGCUGCCUACUCCAAGGGAAUCGCCAGCCCAGGCCACGGCCACCUUGGACUUCAGCCACUGGCUGCAGAGGACCCCACCAUUCAGGAGGUGCCGAGACCCCUGGCCGUGCAGCCCGGCUCGCCCGAGCCGCCCCCUCCCGUCCUGCUGCAGCCGCAGCCCUCAGCCCACCCUCCCACCACGGGCCACCAGCAGCACCAACUACCAAAGGGUCGAAGGAGCGAGGCUCCCGCCGCCAGGCCACGGUCACUGCCAGGGGUGCGUGAGGACAGUGCUCGUAACUUGGCCCCUGUGCCUGUAAUGGUCAAGCGAGAACCUGAAGAAUUGGACCAGUUUUACCUGGACGACGUAAAUGAAAUCAUACGCAAUGACCUCUGCGGCACGGAGCCUCGCUCGUAGGGCUGCAGCCGGAGCGGGCAGAGCUCGGGGCCAGCACGCCCCGCAGCCCAGCUCCAACACAGGCUCUCCACCGACGGACUGGACGCUUGGCUGGUGCCACUCGGACCCCUGCCUUCUGACACAGGCUGAAGCCUGGCGCUGCACGUUCAGAGACGCACUCUCCAGCGGGCCACGCGUCUCCCGUGGGGAAAGCCACCAAGAGCAUUGCGGGUGGCGGGAAGCCAGCCCUGAUCUCAGCGCUGGAAGUGCCUUAUCUAUGCAGACCACCCGUCGGGCGUCAUGGGGUUGAGCGUCGGAUCCGCUACGUGCGCACUUGUAGGAGCAGAAACACUUGCUGUGAGGCUUCAUCCUUCCUGUAAAUCGCGGUCUGGCCAGCCAGGCGGUGUGGGACACCCCGCCCCCACGACGCCCGCGUCCUCCGUCCGUGCUGCCUCAGGACGUGCGACUCCGCUCUGUGACUGACGCAUAGGAUUUUAGUAGGAGCAUGCUGGGGUUUCGAUUUUAGUCUGGCUUUGAACAUAGCACAAAGAAGCCGAAGAUACUGGACAAAACGACGCCCGUCUGCCACAGGCAGGUUGCGUCUGACGCCUGUACACAGACAGCCCUGUGCUUGUGUGUCCCUGGCAGGUGGCAGAUGGGAUGGCUGGCGAGCUGGCAGGGCUUCUGUGUUGGCGAUAACCAGUGUCCAUUUUGGAGAAUGCACCUGAGAGUCCAGACCCACCUUCCAGCACCUUCCGUCGGGUCUGCCACCCUGCACAGGUGGCAUUUUCUCAUCUCAUGUAGUUAGAGCACUUUAGACGGCCAGAGGUGCACACGGACGCCCGCAGGUUAUCGCCUGGCAAAGUCGGAAAGUCACUGUAGAUACCAUUAUGAAAGGAGUGUGAUGUCUUUGUCAGCCGUAGGGUUGUUACUUCACAGAAGACUUACAGUCUCUGCUUCUAAGGAAAGUCACCAAAAGCAGCGUUUUCAAAGCAGCCGCACGCAGGCCAUCUUCAGGUUGGUUGCUGCAGACAGCUCCUGUGGGCCUCAUGGCAGCAUUUCCUACAGCUAGUGGGUGCUGGCAGUGACCUGGCCUCAGACCAGAGCCUGCUGUGGAAGCAGGGCCCCGGCGGUCCUGUGCCUUAGCAACCAUCGCCCCCUUAUGGAACAGGCCUGCAUUGCACCGUGGGGGAGGUCCCGCCAUCGCCCCCUUAUGGAACAGGCCUGCAUUGCACCGUGGGGGAGGUCCCGCCAUCACCCCCUUAUGGAACAGGCCUGCAUUGCACCGUGGGGGAGGUCCCGCCACCGCCCCCUUAUGGAACAGGCCUGCAUUGCACCAUGGGGGAGGUCCCACCAUCGCCCCUUAUGGAACAGGCCUGCAUUGCACCAUGGGGGAGGUCUGGUCACAGUCCUGCCAGGAACUUCCCAGUGUCCAUCUGUAAGGCUUCCUGCCUCUUCCAGUUCACAGAGAAACAGCCCCAAAAGUCAUAUCUGAGUGUGGGGCAGCUACAGCCUGGAGCACAUUGCUCUGCCCACCAUGGCUGCUGCCCGCUGUGUGUAGGCCCUGCAGCUGCAUGCACCGCUUCGUAGUAGGAUGUCAUGUGAUAUUUGUGUCCACCAUCUUUGUAGUUAGAGAAUGGAUCCAAUAAAGCGUUUCUUUGACUGCACAACUCAGUCUGAGA
Sciurus carolinensis (gray squirrel) is the source of this 4656-nucleotide messenger RNA. RefSeq names its product nuclear factor of activated T cells 1 (gene Nfatc1). Gene Ontology annotation, cellular component: transcription regulator complex. Lineage: Eukaryota; Metazoa; Chordata; Mammalia; Rodentia; Sciuridae. Gene Ontology annotation, biological process: calcineurin-NFAT signaling cascade; regulation of transcription by RNA polymerase II; cytokine production. Gene Ontology annotation, molecular function: DNA-binding transcription factor activity, RNA polymerase II-specific; transcription factor binding; RNA polymerase II cis-regulatory region sequence-specific DNA binding. The record is from RefSeq and is a predicted model, not a curated record.